Molecule: messenger RNA, 4080 nt
Organism: Melanotaenia boesemani (Boeseman's rainbowfish)
Lineage: Eukaryota; Metazoa; Chordata; Actinopteri; Atheriniformes; Melanotaeniidae
Product: low affinity immunoglobulin gamma Fc region receptor II-like
Exons: 9
Coding region: 1549-2532 (327 amino acids)
Biological process (GO): cell surface receptor signaling pathway
Molecular function (GO): transmembrane signaling receptor activity
Source: RefSeq, a predicted model, not a curated record
GAAAAGUCCAGGCAGCUGAGCACAAAGGGCCAACUUUAGUUUUUCAUGGGUGGCUAGACAGUUGGCUCUAGUAGAAAAAUUAAUUAAAGGAUAGUCUCCCUCUGCCUCCAAGUGGGAGGACAGGUCCUGACUGUUGUUUGUGCUUAUGCAUCAAACAGCAGUUCAGAGUACCCACCCUUAUUGGAGUCCUUGGAGGGGAUGUUGGAGAGCACUUCUUUCGGGGACUCCCUCGCUCUGCUGGGCGACUUCAAUGCUCAUGUGAGCAAUGACAGUGAGACCUGGAGGAGCGUGACUGGAGGGAACGGCCCUCCUGAUUUGAAUCCAAGUGGUUUCUAGACCACAAUUUAAUUUAGUUCAAUUCAGUUCAGGUCUGUCCUAUGAUCUUGCUAUUGUUGGUCUUGCUAGUACAGAGCUUGUGUCAUUGUCAUGUUUUUAAUGAAAUGUAGUCGCACUUUGGAUCACCUAACAGACGCCAUGUCUGACGUAGUUUAUUUGUAGUCAGUGAGCUGGCCAGCACCAGUCAGCACAGCACAGUGGCGGUGUCCACUGUCUUAGCUGCUAACUGAUCUGACUUACUGGCAGAAAGGCAGACCAAGCUCUUGGCACUUUAUUUGUUUUCAUGUCUUUCAGUCACGAACGACCUCCAUUUAAACUUGGAAUGGCCAUUUUAAGUGAUUUCUAAAUCAGGAGCCAUCAGGAGGUGGAGGUGAUAAAGCUGAGAGGAGAUGCAGGUGACCAGUGGGUGUAAAAUCUAUCAAGGGAAUAUUAAAGAUGUGAGAAGAAGAAGAAAAAAUAUAUAAAAUAAUAAAUAAAUAAAAAACUUCAGCUGCUUGCUGUAAAAUUAUUGUCAGAUUAAAAAAAAGAAAAAGAUAGUUGAGAAAAAUGUACAAAAGACCUUGAGAAGGCCAUAAGGGUUAAACAAAUGUACCCUGAGCUGUAUGACGAGAUGAAGGACCCACCCAGACUGGCAUGUACAGGAAGAGGGCGGGAUGUAUUUUGGGCCCCAACAACAACCAGCGGAGACUCAAACAAAUCACUGAGAGGUACGAUGAUGGAAACUUCUCGUCACUGUCUGCUCUGUAAGUAGAAAACAUGCAUGUUUGUUUUAUUUACCCAGAAAUACUUUACUCAUGCUGAUCUGGACCAAUUAAAACGGGUCAGAUGAGAAACACAUGAUGAUUUGUUAGUUAAACAGGAACUUUAGAAAGAUUUCCAGGCUAGUAUAGAAAAAACCACAUAACUGCACAGAAUCACAGUUUAAUGUAAACUAGUGAAAGAAGCUUGUAAAGCAUGAAAAAUAGAAACAGUUUUAUUUGUUAAUAUUAAAGAUAGAAUCACAUCUGAACACAAACUGCUGAAUAUUAAUGACAAUACUUUUUUAAACACAUAUACAUUGUUAUAAUGUUUAAUCUAUAAGGAAUAAACAUGGUAAUAUUAAACAACAAACUUCUAGUUCUGGCUAAGUGUAUUUUCAGUCACAGGUAAUGAAAAUUGGUGGAAGUAACAUCGACUGAACAUCUUUUCCUGUUUGGAUGGACCAGAGUGGCUAUGGAUGGACCAUUGCUGACGUCUCUGCUGAGCUGCAUCAUUAAUCAUGCCCUCACAGCUCGUCUGACCAUCAGUCCCAGCAGACCUCAGCUGUUUGAAGAAGACUCUGUGUCUCUGAUCUGUGAGGAGGACGACAGCUCUGCUGGAUGGACGGUGAGGAGAAACACAACCAAGAAGACCAGGACUCAGUGUGGAUCUGGGUGGGGAAAACCUGCUGGUUCUUCCUGUAACAUCAGUGUUGUCUUCACAAGGGACUCUGGAGUUUACUGGUGUGAGUCCAGAGAGGGAGCAACCAGUAACAGCAUCACCCUCACUGUCACUGGUGGAUCAGUGAUCCUGCAGAGUCCUGUCCUCCCUGUGAUGGAGGGAGAUGACCUCACUCUGAGCUGUCAAUCAAAGCCUCCCUCCAACCUCCCAGCUGCUUUCUAUAAAGAUGGCUCCCUCAUCAGGACUGAGUCUACAGGUCACAUGACCCUCCACCAUGUUACCAGGUCUGAUGAAGGUCUCUACAGGUGUAGCAUCAGCAGUCAUGGAGAGUCUCCACCCAGCUGGAUCUCUGUCACAGAGAAACCCACCACCACACCUCCUCCUACAUCCACACCCCCCCCUACAUCCAUCCCUCCCCCUACAUCCACCCCUCCUCCACCCGGUCCUCCACUCUCUGUGCUGUUGCCUGUUCUUUGUCUCCUUGCUGUGGUCCUACUGGUGUUACUGGUUCUACUGGGAAGACGACACAUUCUCAGAAAAUCUAAAGCUGAUGAUGAAGAUGAAGAGGAAGGCAUCACGUACAGUGACAUCCAAAUAUCACAUGGUGGACAGCAGGACAUCAGCAGACACAGAGACACUGAACCAGCCAUCAUCUACUCAGCAGUGAUGACACCAGAUGUCAGUUAUGGACAAAUAAUCAUCCAGAACCAGCAAAAGAAGAGAAAGAAAAGAGAGCUUCCAGCGGAGCCAGACGUCAUCUACUCCUCACUGAGGUAGUCCACCAGUCCAACCACUGAUGUCCUCUGCUGGAUCAAACUGGUUCAGACCAGUUUUUAAACAUCUUUACUGUCUUCUCUAAAUUAUUCCAUUAAUAAUAAGUUUCCUCUCAUUCAGUGUUCAGCUCAGAAAUACCAGCUCAGUGUCAUGAAUGUAAAUUUCUGGUAAAUUCUUCAGAGAAUCAGAACUUUGAUGUAAUUUAGGUUUUAUCUUUGAUGUGUGGACUCUGCUCUGGUAAACAUUUUAAGACUCUGGUUUCUUGUCUCACGUGGUUCACCUGUGAAGAUCUUUGGGUUUUAACAAAGCAAAGACUUUAACUUGUCCCAGUUUGGCUGUGGCUAACCUACAUAAACCUCUUCUCAGAGCGGUGAACGGAGAACAUGAAGCCACAACCGCAGGUUAAAACAGCUGGAACAUUGUUCAGUCAGCAAUAUGAUAGAAUAUAUGAAAAAAACCUCUUUAGUUCAUGUUUGUUAAGAUUUUUAAUUGUUUUAUUAAUGUUUUUAACCUCCUAUAAUCUGACAUCAUGAUGAUGUACAGAAAAUAUAGACGUUUACACCGAUAGAUAGAUAGAUAGAUAGAUAGAUAGAUAGAUAGAUAGAUAGAUAGAUAGAUAGAUAGAUAGAUAGAUAGAUAGAUAGAUAGAUAGAUAGAUAGAUAGAUAGAUAGAUAGCAUCUUCAGCUACCUUUUAGUCUCUGGAUGCACCUGAAGGCAGCUACCUUUUAGUCUCUGGAUGCACCUGAAGGCAGCUACCUUUUAGUCUCUGGAUGCACCUGAAGGCAGCUACCUUUUCUUUGCUCUAUGACUUCAUGAUCCUCGGCACAGUUUCCAGACUGCAGCCUCUCUUCUGACAGCUGAUGAUAUUCAGCUCUUCACUCCCUCUACUGGACACUAGAGGAACUACAGCAGAUAAAACUCCAUUUAGUUUGAUUCAGGUGUGUUGAAGCAGGAAUACAUUAAAUCCUGCUGGAUUGUGGCUCUUGUAGGACUGAAUCUCUGUUCCUCUGGCUCCUCCUCUCAGAUCUGAUCAUUAAUAGUUUCAUUAAAUCCUCACAUCACGGUGUGUGUGUCAGUAAACAGGACGUUGCUGCAGAUCUUCAUGUUUUGUUUACAGAUUUCAUUUUUGAACACGUUCUGUGUGGAGUCUGCAUGUUCUCCUCGUGUAUGUGUGGGUUCUCUCUGGUUGUAAAUGGUUGUUUGUCUCUCUGUGUCGGCCCUGCGAUGGACUGGUGACCUGUCCAGGUGUACCUGCCUCUCACCUGUUAAUGCUGGGACAGACUCCAGCUUACCUGCGACCUGUAAUGGACAAAGCAGUACAGAGAAUGAAUGAAUGGAAGAUUUAAAUUUUCCACUUUGAUUGUUUAAACUGUAAAUCUGAAGUUUUUUGUUCUGUGAAGACGAUGUCUGAAUGUCUGUACUUUCUGGAAAGUAUUUGUUUUAAUAGUGUAUAGAUGUUAUUAUUACUGUUUUAAUGUGAUGCUUUUAUACAGAUUAUUUUUAUAUUGGAUUUUAUUUCUUUUAUUGGCUCUAAUUAAAAAGCACUUUGU